CUAUUUUAGUCUAUGCGCUGGUGACGCUGAACAAGAUGCGAUCUUUUUAAUUAUUAAACACAUUUAAAUAAAAAGCAUUUAGUUUUUUUACAGUUAGAUAAAAGUGUAGAAUCUCGGGAGUGAUAUACUUAUUUUCUACAAUGACGACUUUGGGCCCUAAGAAGGAUGGUGCACCAAACAUCGAGUUUUUUCAGUCGCCGGAAUCCCUAUCACAAUUCGACCAAAUCCGUGUUUGGUUACAGAAAAACUGCAAAAAGCAUGUACAAACUGAUCCACCAACCAAGGAAGGUCUCGCACAGCUUGUUAUACAACUCAUUCAGUAUCAAGAGAACAAGUUGGGGAAGAAUGCCAGUGAUCCUCCGUUUAUGAGGCUUCCAAUGAAAGUGUUCAUGGACAUGAAGCCGGGCGGCUCUCUGUGCACCGUGCUCGCCACCAUGUUCCGCUUCAAGUCGGAGCAGCGGUGGCGCAAGUUCGACUUCCAGGUCGGUAAGAAUCCGUCGCGCAAGGACCUGAACGUGCAAAUGAUGAUGGACAUUGAAUCGUCUCUACUGAGCGCAGAGAUUAUACGAUCACCCUGUAUAUUCAUACGGUCGGAUGUGGACAAAGCCACUGCGAACAAAGUCAAGGACAUCAUUGUUAACCACCAAGGGGAAAUAUGUGAAGAAGAAGAAGAGGCGACGCACAUAAUCUACCCGGCGGUGGAUCCGCUGGAGGAGGAGUACGCGCGGCCGGUGUUCAGGCGCGGCGGCAGCGUGCUGGUGCACUGGUACUACUUCCCCGACAGCCACGACACGUGGGCGCAGGCCGACUUGCCGAUCGAUGUACCGGAGACCGUGAGCUGGGAGUGCAAUCGCGGGGAUCCGUGGCGAGUGUCGGCCACGUGGGCGCUCGACCUGCCGCAGUACAACGAGUGGAUGAACGAAGAGGACUAUGAGGUCGACGCCAACGGCAAGAAGAAGGUACAUAAACUUCGUCUGUCCGUCGACGAUCUCAUACCAGGCGCAGAGCCCUCGAGCAAGGGUAAAAAAGGCAAGAGGAAGCGUUCGCCCUCGCCACCGCCCCAGAAACAUGGGAAAAGAAAAAGUCGUCUGACCAAGCGGCGCGACCUCGACGACGACGAGGAAGACAACGCGUCGCGAGACAACACGGACGUCGCGCCCGCGCCCGAGCCGGAGCGGCCCGCUGAAGUGCCAGCUCCGCCUGCCGCCACCACGAGCGCGGCGCCGCCCGCUGCGAGCGUCGAGCCGCCGCCCGCGCCCGCACCCGAGGCGCCCGCCACGCCCGCACCCGCCAUGGACGCGCACGACGACUCGCAGGGCAAGCACAGCGACUCCAACACGCAGGAGAUGCUCAUCAAGGAGGAGCUAGAAGACAACGUGACCGACCAGACGCAUCACAUCGUGGUGCCGUCGUACUCGGCGUGGUUCGAUUACAACUCCAUACACACCAUCGAGAAGCGCGCGCUGCCCGAGUUCUUCAACAACAAGAACAAGUCCAAGACGCCCGAGAUCUAUCUCGCUUACAGAAACUUCAUGAUCGACACAUACCGUCUGAACCCCACCGAGUACUUGACUAGUACCGCCAGCCGGCGGAACCUGGCGGGCGACGUGUGCGCCAUCAUGCGGGUGCACGGCUUCCUUGAGCAGUGGGGAUUGAUUAACUACCAGGUGGACACAGAGUCUCGUCCCACAGCGAUGGGACCACCGCCAACGUCGCACUUCCACGUACUGUCCGACACGCCGUCGGGCCUGCAACCGUUGCAGGCCAGACCGACGCAACCCAGACCAGUGGAGAACGCCGCAGUGCCGAAGGUGGAAGCCGGUCUGCCGAACGGCACGGAGGCGGGCGCGCCGGUCAAGGUGGAGCCGCCCGUCGUCAAGCAAGAACCGCUGCUGGAGCUCGGCACUGCGCCCGGGCUUAAACUGGAUCAGUACCGAGGCGGUGCUCGUGGUCGCGAGUGGACGGAGCAGGAGACGUUACUGCUGCUAGAGGCGCUCGAGCUGCACCGCGACGACUGGAACCGCGUCGCGGCGCACGUCGGUUCGCGCACGCACGACGAGUGCAUCCUGCACUUCCUGCGCCUGCCCAUCGAGGACCCCUACUUGAACGACACGUCUGCCAGCGGAGUGUUGGGUCCGCUGGCGUACCAGCCGAUACCGUUCAGCAAGGUGGGCAACCCGGUGAUGAGCACUGUCGCCUUCCUCGCCUCCGUAGUGGACCCGAGGAUCGCCUCCAAAGCCACCAGGGCUGCGAUGGACGAGUUCGCUGCCAUUAAGGACGAGGUACCGGCAGCCAUGAUGGAGGCACACGUGAAGGCGGCGGGCGCGCACGGUCCGGCCGCCGCGCUCGCCGCCACCGGCAUCGCCGGCACCGCGCCGCCGCCCGCCGCGCCGGCAGCGCCCGCGGCUCCCACCGAGGUCAAAAAAGAAGGCGGCGACUCGAAACCUGAAGCCAUGGAAGUGGACGCCGAAGGUGAAGCCAAGGUCAAAGACGAGCCGUCGGAAGCUGCGCCGGCAGAAGAUGUCAAAGAAACGAAAGACGAUGCGACGCCGCCACCAGAAGCUACGGCAGCAGUGGACGCCAAGCUUCAAUCCGCGGCGGCCGCGUCUUUGGCAGCUGCGGCGGUGAAAGCCAAGCACCUGGCCGGCGUCGAGGAGAGGAAGAUUAAGUCCCUCGUCGCUCUGCUGGUCGAGACGCAGAUGAAGAAACUGGAGAUCAAAUUACGCCACUUUGAGGAGCUGGAAGCCACGAUGGAGAGGGAGAGAGAAGGUCUGGAGUAUCAGAGACAACAGUUGAUACAAGAGCGGCAACAGUUCCACUUGGAGCAACUAAAGGCUGCCGAGUUCCGUGCUAGGAAUCACGCCAUACAGAGGUUACAAGCGGAGACGGGAGUGACGGUGCCUGGCGGGGCAGUGGCGGGACCGGGCGUGGCGGUGGCGGGGGCGGGAGGUGCGGUGGCGGGGGAGGCGCCCCCCGCUGACCCCGUGCCGACUGUGGCGCCGCCGCACCACGCGUAGACUCACUCGGAACAAUAUCUCGACCAUGUAUAGUGCGACAUAAAAGAGUAGUGAGUGCCAAGAACAACUUCUUGGCUCUCAAUUCAAGUAGUGGCAUUUGCAAAUUCAACCUUAAACUCAAUCCUCAAGGAUGAAUUGGCUCUAAAUUUGAGAUUUUAUUGAUCAUUGGACUAUAUUUAAAGGCCUUUAGGUAUAAUUUUCUUUACCAAUAAUUCUAAAACUGUCAAAGCAAAAUUUUUCCAGUUUUAAUUUGUAUUUGAAAUGUCUGCAUCCUUGCCGUGGCUCGUGCGCUCUAUCUGCCUAAUAUUCUUUAAUCUGUGGUCGUAUCUACAAGUAUUUUGGUGUUCCCAUGGAUCUUAUAAAAAAUGUUUCUCAUAUUGGUUUGCAAAUUGUAACUAAAAAAUAAUAAUAAAGUUCUAGAAGUAAAAAGGAAUGCUGAACAUUUUCUUUGGUCACAUACAGUUUAAUUAAUGAAUUAUAAUUAAAUGUAAUCUACACGCAUUUACCGAUAGUAAUGAUUAACUUUAUCGGAGUUCACUGUUAAAUGUAAUUUGAUUAAAAUAAUGCAUGUCAGCAAAAUUAUAUUAGAUUGUUUUAACCGACUUCCAGAAAGGAGGAGGAGGUUCUAUGUUCGGCUGUUGGUUUGUUCGCUUUUAGUUUAACUGUUGGAGUUUACUCCUUGAGAAUCGAUUUUUUAUAUAUAGUUAGCCCUUGGUAUGAAAAAAAUAUAGGCAGUAAAAUUUGAUGAACGAAUGACAGCGUUACGUUUUUAUGCGCAACCUAUUCCGCGCACCUUUCAGCGUAGGCUGCCCCCAACAGCGUGCAUAUGCGGGCGUGCACGUGCGGUCGCAUGCUAGCGCACGCCGCGGCCUGCUGCACCCCGGUUGCGCACCUUUCACUUUUCAGGCGUAGUAUUGAGACGUAUAUAGUGUAUGCUGCGGGGCAACAUACACAUAUUUAGACAGUCGAUCUGAAAGAGUAAACUCCAUUCGUGCGUCGGAGCUGACACACACUUUUAUUUAAAUUACGAAUAUAUAAAAUAAGUUUAAAGGGUAUUUAUAAAACGCAGUGUAUCGCUGCGUUUUAUAAAUAUUAUAGAAAGCUCGGAUUUCAAAAGAUAAACAAAUAUUGUAUUGCGUAUUGCUGGAAACCCGCCAACAUGCAUUGUAGACGCAUGUUGGGCUCGCUAUUAUAAGUAGGAUGGCCUAGGCCCUGUCGCUAUAAUGGGCCGUUAAAAUAGGCUGAUAAUAAUGACUACAGUCUGGCAAGUUCGUUCAUGAUACUCCCAUGAUAUGCGGGCGACGGGGGGAAAGAUUUCGCGGGUGUGAAAUCGUGCUUGCGGGGAAGUGAGGUGCAUCAGUCGUGGGCUUUUCAUUCAUCGCUACACGUCCCCCGGCCCGCUCGGACCAUCGGUGUGAGUGUUAUGAACGAAGUUGCAAAGCUAUACUAACACUUUAUUGACUGACCUUAACCUCGUAUAUAUACUAGACACAGUUUGACACGUAGACAACUAAAUUCUCAAAAUUGUAUGUCAUUGAAAUAUCCUAUAUACCACAUCACCUGUCAUACGUAAUACUAUAUUGAAUUAAAAGUACCAGGUACCAGGAAAUAUUAGAUUCGCUUUACUGUUUCAAAUUGGUCUGAGAGACUGUAAUAGUCACACUUACCACAUUAAAUGGAGGCUCAAAAAUUUGUCAGCUCAUGCUCCUACAAUAGGUAAAUACGGUAGGCAAUUAUGGAUAUGGAAUUUUGACUGUGGGCGCUUUGGUAUGUACGGUUUCAAGGAUCCAGAACCUCAACUAUCAAAGUGUAAAGUGUAUUUUAUUUUUAAUUUAAAAAAUAUGUCGUCAUUCGUCAAUCAUUUGCCCCCCUACCCUGUGAAAAUCAUCGUUAUUUUUUUUUUAUGAAAACUUCAAUGGUCUCUACCGAAGGGUUACUAUGACGCUAGACGUCUGGCGAUUAGAGACACAAUUGUUCAUGACGAAUUUGAAAUAUUUAAAAAAAAAUAUAUUUGAAUAAUCUGUGACAUUACAGGUUAUGUGAUUUUUUAUGUUUACACCGGAAGUAUAGUAAAUUACCAUCUCUGUAUUUUUGAGAUUCCAGGAAAACUGUGAGCCACCAAACCAUUUAGAUCGUUUUGACCAAAAAAAAGUACUAUAACGUCACAUAAUGGCGGACAGUGUUCGGAAAAAUAGAUAAAAUACCCAAUAUUUUACUCGAAUUUUUAGAAUAAUCUUUUACUAUUUUUUUUAUUAAAAUUGGUAUAUUUCGGACCCUUAUUUCAAGUUCUAUACGAAAUUAAUAUUGUUAAUGUUAAAUUUGAUAUGAGUCAAGUACCCUAUUGUCUACUGUACGUACAAUCGUAGGAGAAUAGGCUAACAAAUUUUGAGCCUUCCAAAAAUGAAGCAUGUCUAACUAUCGCAAGCUCACGGUCAAUAUAUCCGUAUUGGUUUAUUUAGAAACACAAAAUAUCCCAACAAAAUUAUCUAUUUAUGACUAAGUAUAAUGAUGAUAUAGUUAAAUAAGCUUUAAGGAUAAAUAGCUGUUAUGUUCAAUUAAUUAAGUUUAGCGUUAGGAAUUACCUUUACGUCAUACUUUAUCAAAUAAAAAGCUAUGGAAGUC
Messenger RNA from Bicyclus anynana (squinting bush brown), 5639 nucleotides. It is a transcript of the gene mor, whose product is annotated as SWI/SNF complex subunit SMARCC2. The record is from RefSeq and is a predicted model, not a curated record. Gene Ontology annotation, biological process: positive regulation of DNA-templated transcription. Lineage: Eukaryota; Metazoa; Arthropoda; Insecta; Lepidoptera; Nymphalidae. The coding region runs from base 141 to 3017 and encodes 958 amino acids. The transcript is spliced from 20 exons. Gene Ontology annotation, cellular component: SWI/SNF complex. Gene Ontology annotation, molecular function: DNA binding; histone binding.